GCGAGAUCGGAGCAUGCCAACCAAGUAACUAGGGACGCUAGUGCCCGGAUGCAGUCGGUUAGCGAGGACACUUGUGUCAGAAAGGGAAAAGUUUCAGACAGUGAAAAUGACAUCGCUUGAAAUUCGACCAGCUCGCGAUCUCAACCGAAGAGAACCACCGGAAUGGGGAACAGGGAAGGCUAAGGAGCAUGUAGACCCGUGGAUACCCCGAACUCCAACUUGGCAUUAUUCUGGUCAACCAAGGGAGCAGUUUUACACCUUGACUCAGCUGAAACGGAGCAACUUGAGGAAAGAUGAUCAGCUCAUCCCUCGCCCACAAGACUCAGACAUGGGGAAGGAACUCAUCAACCUCCCCUUCCCCGCGGAACACCCCUACACGUCACACAUGUCCCAAUUUGCCGUGUUUCCCAAAUUUGACUCCCCGGAAGAUCCCAAAAGGGGCGUGGCUGCUAGGAGUCAACAGCCAAUCAACUCCGAGAUGCCAGCUUCCGCGUAUGACGUCACAAUUAAACAUAAAACGAAAGGUUAUGGAGACCGGUACGAGAUACAGGCGCUGCCUAAGGAAUCGGAGAAGAAAGCUCUCUACUGGCGCGGUGAAGAUUUUUUUGAUCAGCUAGUCAAGACACACGGGAACCGACAACCAUAUUAUCCGACCCCUCCCAAAGUCAUUGCACCAAACCUCCAGGAUCGACCAAUGGACAUGAAGGUUUCAGACCGUACGGCUAACACACUGAGAAAUGUCGAACGAUCUCAUUGGACAACUAGUCACAGUCUAGAUUAUACAGGAUUAGGGCCAAGCAAUCCCCAGAAACUGGAAAAUCUAGACGACAAGCGAGUCCGUUUCCUUGACACCGGCCUCGAAGACGAUAAACUGUAUCCACGAUCCAGCAAUACCUUUGAUCCCCCGCGGCCAAUGGAAGGCCGUAUAGCUCGGAUGUUUACUCCAAAACCGGCCAAUCAGAAGAUGAUAGAGAGUGGAACACCCGUCAAUCCCAACUAUCAAAGAAAGAUGACUUUGACCGAGAAGGAAGAACAUCGCCUGUUGAAUGGCCAGGCCUAUACAAACAUGCCUGACAAUGACACUUUUCAAAGUGAUACUCUCUGGAAGGAGAUGGACAUGAGCUUCAAACCCGAACCAGCCCUUAAGAAACUGGAGGAUCUGAAGGCGACCCAAGAGGGCCAGGAUGUGCCCUACCCCCCGACAGGUGCCCCUCCCGAUCCCGAGGAGAGCUACUUAAAAAAGACAAAGGAUGAUCGGGAUGACGAAAUACAGCAGAUGGAGGCUGAGAACAGAUGGCACCUAUUGGAGUUGCAGAUACCAAGCAAUGACAUCACCUUGCUGAACGUGAAGUAUCAACACGCUACGGAUAAGGAGAAGCCUCAGACAUUCUAUGGCCACGAAGGUAAAUACAAUGAAGAACGAGCUGGGUUGUACAAGACAAGCUACAAUCCUCAGAGGCUGGCAUACUCCAUGAACAACCUUACAGAGUCAGGGCCGGAGAUAAUGAACACGCUGCACUCCCACAUCGGGGCUGAGAGAAUGCCAACAAGACUAAGUCACGACAACGAUGAAGCUUUGAGGACAAGCAGGACACUGUGUACAGCGCAGGCCAAUCUCAGUGGCGACAGAAGGAGUACUGAGGAGGUUCUUCAGCCGUACCAGUUCAGGAAAGAAAACCAGAAGCAAAUGAUCCAGCCUAAUGAAGUGACAGCGAGGCCGCUGGUACAAGAGGGUGAUUUUCUACUGAAGGAGAGCACAAUGGGAGACAGCUAUAACGUCCACAAGUUCCUCCAGGAGAAUGAACUGCCAAGACACGCUAGGAACGAUCCCCAACAGGUCAUGUCUCGAGAAAACCAGAGACUUAGCAAUGUUAGAAGCAGGUCGGGUACUAGGACUUCAAAGAGCGUUCAGUUCUCGGAUAACGUUACUAUAAGAACUGUCGUUCCUGACCAGCCAAUCAGGGUGGAGACCGCACCUGCAGGUGCUACACGGCCUAGGGGCAGGAGUCAGAUGCUGGACAACGAUGUGACAAACACGACCCAGUACGUCAGUCGCCACGCUCUGUACAGUAAGGAGAACGAGAACCCUAUGGACCAGUCUCAGACACCGAGACACAAGGUCAUCUUCCGGGCCGAAUUUGAACCUUUGAAAGAACUGACGACGACCAAACAGGACAUUUCCGUUCCGGAUAGAAGCUUUAAGAGGAGACCCAACGCUUCAUCCCUGUCGGAGUACAAAGAUGAGUUUGGGAGUCUGUCCACGAAUUUUAUGCCAUCGAAUCUGAAAACUACCAUGGCUUUUAGGUCAUCAUACGAAAGUCAGUUCCCGACCUUCAACCUGGACUUCAAAGACGAUUCCAGAUUUAGCUGGGAGCCCGGAUGUGGGGUGCCACGCCCACAAACCUCACUUCUGAAUAUACAGAACCGGUUUAACAGGUCGGCCGUUAGGCGCAGCUUCCAUGGAGACUUCAGAGAAGAAGCUCCGGAUCUGAGGAAAAACAUUUCCAGUGGGAAGAAACAUAAUUUCUCCGGCUUCAAUACUCAGGUUCUUCAUGGCUGAUUGACGUGUGGUGGUGAUUUCUGCAAACAGUGUAAAAACGUCCCCUCUGUACAUCUAUGGCAGUAUGUAUGGUCAACGUGUACUAUAAUGAUGAUCAAUACGUUGAUUUACUGGGACAUGUAAAUAAUCACAACUUUUUGAAUAAAACAUCCAUCGGCAUAGGAUCUCGGACACGAAUCAACAUGUAUCUAGUGUCAUAACUGCUGGUUUGGGGAAGGCGAAAGCCAUACAUGACAUGGUGAAGAUGGUGAAGAUGGUGAAACGACUUCCUCAAGGUUCUCAGCACUACAAUCUGGAGGUUAAUGAAGGGAUGUACACAGACCUGCAUCAGUUCAUUAUUGCAGAUUUUGUCCCGAAUUUGUUUCGUGGCUUCUCAGCACCAUGUCGUGCUCCUGGGUUAAACCACAGUGGUAAACAUCUAAGAUGUGCAUCACUUCGGGCUUUCUUACCACGUUAAUCAGACACGCCACUGGUAUACUGUUCAAAGCAGCGUUAAACCCAACUCACUCACUUAUUCAUGCAAUUUUCACAGUAUUUAGUAUCAUGCCUUCAGUAUUAAUGUGCUUAUUGCGUUUUUUUCGCGACCCAAUUUUGCAAAUAGGUCAUGUUUGUAAGCUUUCCAUUUUUUCACUUAUCACAAGUCUUUUUUCGAUGUAAGUGAAAAAUUAAUGUGGAAAGAACAAAGCAACAAGAAAACAGACCGGGGUCUUAAAUGUCUGCCCAGGGUGGAAAUCAGUUAUUUGAUUAUCAAUGAAUCAAACUAUCAAUUGCAUUUACUCAACGUUUCUUUUAAAAGAAUCACCAGCAGUAUUAUCAGAUGAUUAAAAUCAUUUCAUUUUUCCAUAAUGGACAUAUGUAAUCAUAAUUUUCUGUCGGGUAAGAUUGUGAAUGAGAUCGUUUCAAUAUUACUCCCGAUGACAGCUGUCUCAUGUUGUUUACUUUGUUCAUUAAUAAGGAUAUUUCAUGUAAUUCUUUCUGACUAACUGAUGACGACCAGAAACUUACGAAAACGUAAUGAGAGUGAUUCAUAAACACAUACACU
Haliotis rufescens (red abalone) is the source of this 3602-nucleotide messenger RNA. RefSeq lists its product as uncharacterized. The coding region runs from base 107 to 2560 and encodes 817 amino acids. The record is from RefSeq and is a predicted model, not a curated record. Lineage: Eukaryota; Metazoa; Mollusca; Gastropoda; Lepetellida; Haliotidae. Gene Ontology annotation, cellular component: centrosome. The transcript has 8 exons.